This is a messenger RNA of Acaromyces ingoldii, 1200 nucleotides long. RefSeq lists its product as hypothetical. The transcript has 6 exons. NCBI's taxonomy places the organism in Eukaryota, Fungi, Basidiomycota, Exobasidiomycetes, Exobasidiales, Cryptobasidiaceae. Bases 1 to 1200 code for a protein of 399 amino acids. The record is from RefSeq and is a predicted model, not a curated record.
AUGAAGAGAAAGAAGUCACGCGUCAACAGCCUUUUGCAGCGCCCAGCAAAGAAGCUCUUCGGAUCGAGGAUGAGACGGACGCUGAGUAAUGCCCUGUCAAACGCAAAGAAGGACCUAAGGAAAGCGACGAGCGAGGACAAAGAACGAUGCUGGGGCGACAUCAACACCAGCAGAGCGGCAAACGGUUGCGCUAAUGAAGCCCACUCCAAGCAGCAGGGGCUCGAGUCAGUCAGAAAGCCCACCAACCGCCACGGAAAGAUUUCUUCCCAUUCCUGCAUCAGGGCACAAGACUACCCAGUCACCAUCGACAAGUUCACUGCAAUCCAACUCGAUCCAAGACUCUCAAACACCCAAGCGCUCGCCGAUCACACUGACUUGGUGCACUUCGACGAAUCAACAAAGAUGGGCAACGCAGUCGCCUCGUCCUUCAUUACAGCGACAUCUGAUGACGGCAGCCCCUCUCAGCCUCGGAGGCGUCCGACUCGAGCAUCGGCGAGAGCUGCUCGGAACGUGUUCAGGAAAGCAGCCGAAAGCGAUGUCGAAGAAGGUUCUGAGGACAGUACAGUCAACGCCAAGAGACGACGUACCCACUCGCCCUCGUACGAGAGUCCGACGAGCAGUAGAAGUGAUGAAUGGUCAGAACGGAUGAGGCUGUCAAAAGAGAGAGUGGGAAGUGCAAAAAGUGAUUCUGAGAUUGACCAAAAAGGGGGCCAGCACAAAUUCAGGAAGACGUACAAAGGCAAAGAAUUUCGCAUGAAGGAGAUCCCGAAUAACCGAGCGGGAGAAGUAUUCAAACUUUGCGAAGAGCGCUUUUGGAAGGACCACUGGGAGACAGGCAUCACGCAAAGAAAUUAUUGCGACCAGCAAGAGGCCUUUGAAAAGAUUGCCCUACGUUGGCGCGCCAAAUUAACGUAUAGAGUUCAUCGCUUUGGACCGACUCGUCACCUUGACCCCAAUGCCCAGCUGACCCAGGAGCAGAAAGAUAAUCGGAGGAAGAAUAGUUUGAGGAGAAGCUUGAGGAAAAAACUGGAAGCUGUUACCAGCAGGAAAAAAGGCGGCGAGUGGAAGGAACAAAACAACAAGCAGCUGAAGGAGCUCGCGGAUCUCACCGAACUCGACCCAAACGAAAAGGUUGUCGUUCUCUACAAAAAGAUGCUAGCUAUGAAAAACAUGCAGAGCUGCAUCCCUCUGCCACCUUAG